This is a messenger RNA of Brachypodium distachyon (stiff brome), 2334 nucleotides long. RefSeq lists its product as uncharacterized. Lineage: Eukaryota; Viridiplantae; Streptophyta; Magnoliopsida; Poales; Poaceae. Gene Ontology annotation, molecular function: protein binding. The coding region runs from base 652 to 1986 and encodes 444 amino acids. The record is from RefSeq and is a predicted model, not a curated record. The transcript has 5 exons.
AUGGCGCUGCCUGCGGCCCAGAUGGCCCAAACUAGAGCUGGGGUCGAUCUUAGGUUUUUGCAAGUGUAGCCGCCGCCGCCGCGCCACCCCCCCUUCCCCCUGCAAUCAGAGAUCGGAGAAGGCUCCAUGGAAUUUCGGCCGGGAAAGGAGCGAUAAGGCUCCGUUUAUUUGCCGCGUGUGAUUUUGGGGAUCAGCAGCUGCCUGCCCAACACUAAGCAGGGAGGAGAUUAGGAGAAGGAACCGAGGCAGUCCUUUUUUUUUCAUGGGAUUCUGUUGACCAAAUAAAUUAUAUGACUGGAUUCAUAGAAGUAGCAGAGUCAACGUCCCAAUCGCAAGCGGAGCCGGUUUUUGCACCGGCGUAUUGUUUUAGUUUGGAAUAAUAAUCGGCGAGUUCGUCUUGUUCGAGUCGGAUUAGUAACCCCUCCGUUUCGGAUUAGGAGGGGGUGCAGUGCUGCAAGCGGAGCAGCUUAUAUAAACGAUAGCAGGAUAGAGGCGUCAGGAAGUCGGCUCAUCUUGCUUCGGAUUAGGAGGGGUGCUGCUGCUGCACGCGGAGCAGCUCAUAUAGAUAAGAACAGAACAGAGGAGUAAUCGUCAAGAGUAGUCACCUCUUCGAUUCCAAGGUGCUCGCAAAAGCCUUGUUGGAUUUAACCCAUGGAGUCGAAUCAUCAUAGUAAUAAUGAUAACAGUCAACUGGAGGAUGAAGAUAGGCUCAGCAUGCUGACUGACGAUAUUUUACUGUCUAUCUUGGGGAAAGUCGGUGUACGAAUGUCUGCAAGGACAAGCGUGCUCUCUACACGGUGGAGGCAUCUGCCUUGGUUACUACCUGAGCUCAGCAUCGAUGUCAAAGAUUUCUUGUCUGAUCCAGACUCUGACCCUAUUGAGGCCAAUGAUAUGGAGGAAGCUAUGGUGUCUUUAACCAAAGCAACCAGGAGUUUUUUGGCUAAAUCAAGAAAAGGAUCCACCAUUUCGAGGCUCCACCUUCAGCUCUACUUGAUCAACACUUUCUUGUGCGACGUUGGCCCACUGGUUGGAGAUGCAAUCGACGGUGGUUUGUUGAAAGAUUUGGAUCUCGCCGUUAUUGAUGAGACAGAUCCUAUCGACUGCAGUGAGGAGGAUAUGCUGCAGCGAGCUCAAGAAAUAGAGGGUUUUUUCAAUGCCUGCCCUAGUGUGCUCCAUUGCCUCACAAAGCUCUCUCUCUACCAUGUAAGCUUUGACAAAUCAGACAUGCACCAUGUCCUGUUUGAGUGCUGCAAGCAUCUGAAACAUCUAAGCCUCACCCAAUGUGAUACUGGUCCUAAAGCGUUAUUUAAGAUUGAUGCCCCAAACUCAAAAAUCACUGUCCUAGAACUGGACAAAUGUCGGUUUGAGAGACUUGAGUUGGUCUGCCUUCCGAAAUUGGAGAAGCUCAAAUGGUUUACUUGGGUAUCUCGGUUUGCCCCCUUGGCAUUUGGUUUUGUCCCAUCUAUUGGGGAAUUAGAACUCACAAGUGCUGCUACAUUUAGUCAGAGAUCAUUUAAAUUGAGCGAGCUUCUACGUGGAAUCACAGGCAUACAUACUCUCAAAUUGGGAUUCGAAGGAGAAAACGUUUGGAUGCAACCUGAAAUGAAGCAACUCUGCACCGCAUUCAACAAGCUAAGGAAGCUCUCAGUGUGUGGUAUCUUUGUUGAAUUUGACAUUUUAUGGGUGAUGGCCUUUCUUGCAGCAGCACCCUCUAUUGAGAUAUUACAUAUCGAGGUAUGGGAUCAUGCAUGCGAUCCGGUUGAUGAGGAAACACGGCGUUCCUUCCAUGAAAGGAGGAAUCCUCAGUGGGAUAUGCAGUUUGAUGAGACCAAGAAUUGUCUUUUGAAAGUGCUAGAGUUUGUUGGAUUUAAGUUGCUGGAACAAUGUGCAUCGCCAUUCGAAUAUCCUUACUUUCAUGCGCAGCAUGUAUAUAGUAAGUGGCAAUCGAAUACCCAGUUCUUUGCGUACUCAGUCUUCAUUAUCUAGUGCCGGGUUCCCUGGAGCAGCAGGGGCAGAAGGGGCCGGAUCAGCAGCGGCAGCAGGGGCCGGAACAGCAGGGGCAGCAGGGGCCGGAUCAGCAGCGGCAGCAGGGGCCGGAACAGCAGCGGCAGCAGGGGCCGGAACAGCAGCGACAGCGUCUGGAGCAAGAGCAGCGUCUGGAGUAUCUUCAGAUGAAAGAGCCUCUUCCUCCAGCGUCUUGUAAGCCCUCUCCAGGGCAAGAAGCUCUCGUUCAGCUUCUAGAGCUAUUGCGUCUUCCUCCAGUGCAGAAUCGUACCCCAGUUGCAUGAGGUUCUCGACGCGCUGAACUUUUGUCUGGAAACGACGAUUGAACAA